CCAUGCAUAUUCCUUGCACGUUAACAGGAUUUUGUGAUUUAUUGCAGUCUGUCUUUGGUGAAGCUUUUUGGGUUGUUAUGAUACCAUUAUUCAGGCAGUGCUUUGUGUGUCACUCUGUGUUCUCUCCACUCUGCAUAAGAUGACCGCUCAUUUAAAGCUUCCUGUGAAAAAUCAGGAUGGAUUGGAGCUUGAGAAAAUAGAGGACCAUGUGUGUGAUGGUAUGUUGUUUGUCUGAUCAGGCUAAAUACCGCUUGAAUGAAGUUAUUGUUAGUCACAACCAGAAUAAAACUGCAGUGUGAUUGAUGGAUGAGGUGGAGGAGUAUAUUUUCACACAGUAUUUAUUUUCCUCCUGCCCAAUUUAAUCCAGGAAACUAGAUCCAAAUAAAAGCUUGCAAAUCAAUAAUCUCUCCUCGCUGAAGUUUUAUUGAGCAAGCCUCCUCCAUUAUGCGCUUCAAGUCUCACCUCCCUGAAAUAAUGCAUGUUAAUGGUGCCCUGAAUUAUUAAAACUGCCUCAUAGAGGAUCUGAGUAACUUAUCUAACAUAUACAACACUGUGAGGGGAACCAUCAGUGCUUUCCUAUGAUUUUUUUUCCCAAAUCAUUAAUUCUUUCAAAGGCAGCAUCCCUCAGACAGUGAUGGAGAAUCCACCCAGAAAGAUGACGGGCAGGUCGGUCAGUGCUGUGUGCAGACUGAGCACCAUUUCAGAACAAGAACAAGACAAGCUAGACACCGAUCCCAGUUCCCGUGAUCCCCUGGGUGGCAGUGAGUGGGGCGGAUCCGGCUUCUCCAUGUGUUCCGACAAGUUGAAGAACAGCAGCAGUCAUUUGUCCUCUGAUGAUUCAUACCAGCCAGGAGGUGGAGAUGACUGUGCAGGACUUCUCCUCGCCUGCCUGCAUUGCCGUUUCCAUGAGUUUUUGUUUCUCAUACCGGAUACAUGUGAGAGGGCCGUGAGUCGCUGUUUCCCCUCUUACAAAUACAUCACAGCGUCCAGUGAAAGAGAGCAUCAGGGACAGGAAUGCUGCAAUUACAAGCUGGAACUGGACUGUAACUGCUGUGGCUCCUGUCAGGACGCAGGAGAACUCAUAGAGCUGGCCAUGGAGAUAUCAGAAGUCUGCUAUCGCUGAGGAAUGACUUCAAACUUAACCACAAACAUUAUAAAUCUUGAAUGCUCAACAAACCGAAUUACCGUCUUGUCUUAUAAACACAAAUUGCAUGAAUUCUUGUUUUUUUUGUUAUCAUGUUUAUAAAGCACUGAAUGCACCAAGAUACAUUUCUGAUCUUCUGCUACAUUAUGAACCAUCCAAAACUCUCAGGUCUUCUGGGAUGGGUCUGCUUUCUGUCCCCAGAGUCACCGAACUAAACAUGGAGAAGCAGCGUUCAGUUAAUGUGCUCAUA
This is a messenger RNA of Eleginops maclovinus (Patagonian blennie), 1394 nucleotides long. RefSeq names its product myoD family inhibitor domain-containing protein 2-like. NCBI's taxonomy places the organism in Eukaryota, Metazoa, Chordata, Actinopteri, Perciformes, Eleginopidae. Bases 635 to 1123 code for a protein of 162 amino acids. The record is from RefSeq and is a predicted model, not a curated record. The transcript has 2 exons.